Molecule: messenger RNA, 3046 nt
Organism: Lytechinus pictus (painted urchin)
Lineage: Eukaryota; Metazoa; Echinodermata; Echinoidea; Temnopleuroida; Toxopneustidae
Product: protein regulator of cytokinesis 1-like
Exons: 13
Coding region: 166-2004 (612 amino acids)
Biological process (GO): microtubule cytoskeleton organization; mitotic spindle midzone assembly
Cellular component (GO): spindle; cytoplasm; mitotic spindle midzone
Molecular function (GO): microtubule binding
Source: RefSeq, a predicted model, not a curated record
GUGUCAAUUUUUCAUUUUGACCAAUAGACGGGCUUCUUGUUUGCGAGCUUUUCAAAAUUUAAAGCACGUCGCGAAUCUACAUGGAACUGGAAGUGUGUAUUGAUUGUGAAACAGCUGAUUUAUAAACGUCAUAAACUGUGAUACACAUUGAAAUAUUUAUCAAAUAUGGAAGCAAAACGGAGGGAGAGCAUGAAGAUGGAGAUAGGCCAGUGUUUAGAGCACGCCCUAGACAAACUGAGAGAUAUCUGGAAUGAGAUCGGUAUUUGUGAGGACCAGAGGGUAGAACGCCAGAAUGUUGUUCUGCAUCACAUCCGUAACCUGCUAUCAGAGAUGGUGACAGAGGAGGAAUCCCUCAGGCAAAGACUCAUGAAGAGUGUGGCAUCAUCAACAGAGAAGGUCCACACGCUUUGUAUAGAAUUGGCACUUCAGCAAUAUGAGCCCGAGAGCGGGAUCUCCAUCCUGCAGCUGGAGAAAGCAUUGAGACUCCAGGUGGAGCAGCUGAGCAAGGAGAAAUCAGAUAGACUGGGUUCCCUGGAGGGCCUGCAGACGGUUGAACAGAACCUCUGCGACACCCUUUGUACCACACCGUAUUACAUUCCGUCAGGGACGGUACCCUCACAGGAACAGCUUAGCAUCCUCAGAGAACACAUCGAUACACUCACAGCAGAAAAGGACCAGAGAUACAAAACCUUCACCAGCACCAAGAAGGAAAUCUUAGUCUUGAUGGAGCAUUUGGAACAAGGACCGGAGACAUCGUUUGAGAGAGAGAUCAUCUGUGAGGAAGAAGAGGCAUUUGUCCUCUCCAAGGAGAACAUACAAGCUCUAAAAGAUCUUCAUCAAGAGCUUGAGUUCAAAGACACAGAGAACAAGCACACAGCAGAGGAUUUAAGAGACAGAGUGACAGCUCUAUGGAACAGACUCACCAUCCCACAGGAGGAGAGAGACGAGGCUUCACCAAGGCUUCAAGGACACAAACCAAGCAACCUUGCCACGCUCCGAGAAGAAGUUGAGAAGUUAGAGAUCUUGAAGAGACAGAAUCUGAAGAAGGUCAUGGAUGCCAUACGGUGUGAACUAGAGAGCUGGUGGGAUCAGUGUUUUUAUAGCAGGUCACAACGCAACCAGUUUGAGGCAUUUUAUGAAGAUGACAUCACCGAAGAUCUCCUGACGCUGCACGACGAGGAGCUGGUCAAGGUCAAAGGUCACUACGAGAGGAACCAGGAGAUGCUGGAUGCAGUCCGGAAGAGAGAGGACAUGUGGAAAAAGAUGCUGGAGUUUGAGAGGAAAGCAAAUGAUCCUAACCGUUUCAACAACCGAGGAGGAAAUCUCUUGGAAGAAGAAAGAAUCCGACGAAAACUCAACAAGGACCUUCCUAAGAUUGAAAGGAACCUCUCAGAUAGGAUAGAGGAAUACGAGCAACAGACCGGUGAAGAGUUCCUGGUGGAUGGAUGUAGGUUCAUGGACUACGUAGCGGCCCAGUGGGCAGCACAUGAGAACCAGAAGAAGGUCAUCAAGGAAGAAAGGCUGAAUGCUCGUAAACGUCAGACGGAAGCUGAGAUGCUCCAUGGUAGUAAACCAAGCACCCCAGUCAAGAGGAGAUUUGUUGGUCUUACCCCAACCAAGACACCAAAGAGAUUAAGAGGGGCGAAUGGCAGUGUAGCGGCAUCCCCAAGACUUGGCAUGUCAUCUGUUCAUUCUAGCAUUAUGCCUUCCCCUAGAGCUAGCAGGACCAAGCCCCCCACCGGAGCCUCUACUGCAAGGACCCCUAAGAAGUUGAGGAACACCCCUGCCCGGAACACCUACCGCAAGGUGCUCGGAGACAAGAACGGUAGUGGUUCGUCUUCUGCCUUUAGUACCAGCACGGUAUCCGGGGGUCAUACACAAUCUAAUAACAUGAGCACAUUGUCCGUCACAUCAUCCUGCGGAACAUAUACAGACUUUGCAAAGGAGCUUGAAUUGCAGAGUAGGAGGUACUGCCGUAGCAGCACAGUUGCGUCUCCAACAUGAGGACUCUCAGACGAGUGUACUUUAGAGGGGAUCUAUAGGGCUGCACACAACUUGAAAUGUACAUAAGGAAUGCAAAACUCCACCUUGCAUAUAACUGCAGACGUUACUCUGUCAUAACAUGUCUUCAGCCCCUCCCCCUUCUUUUUCAUUGUUAUGUUUUGUUUUCAUAGACUUCCUAAUUUUUAAUACUGAUAGCGAUCUUUUUUUUUCUUCAUUUUUAUACAAUAUUGCUAAAAGUGCUGUUAGGAGACAAAAAUCCAGAGGAAAAAUUCGAGCAAAUCAGUCAUGAUUUGUGAAUUUUAUUGCAUUUCAUCAAACAUUUAUAAAUUGAGAAUUGAAAUAUACCAUUUGACUGUUGAAGUGUAUGAAAGAUAAAGCAUAUGAUCAGUCGAUUGAAAUACUUAGAAAAAUGUCUUCUGUUUAGAAAAAGUCUCAUUUAUGCUACAAUGUAUUCAGUUAAGCAUUCAAAAUAAACCUUACAUAAAAGUUUUUUGCUAUUGCUAAGAAUAGAUCGCUAAAAUAUGUCUAUGAAAGAUGUGUAUUUAUUUAUUUCUUCUGAGAUGAUAACUUUGCAAAUUACAUUUAUGCAAUAAUCUUAGUACGUAUAGGACUGAUUAUAUAUUCCUUGCUCUUCUUUAUUUGUAAAUAUUUCCUAAAUUUUUGUAAAUAUUUUUUAUUUGGGAGACUUAUUGCACAGAAAAACAUUUACUUGCCUCAAACGAGACUUGGUGACUACAGUUUGCAAUACUAGAGUCAUACAAAUAGCUGGUGUAAAUUGAUCUUAGAUAUUUUCAGGAUAGCAUUCAUUGUAAAGUGUAAUUUAUCACAAAUUAUCUUAAAUUCACAUUUCCUAAAUUAAUUGAAUUGUGAAUGAAAUAUUGUGUUCCUGAAGACAUACUACUUGGGAAAGAAUAAAGAAUGUUUAAAAUGAUUGAAAAAGAAAUAAUAAAAAUUUUAUCUUUAAUCUUUCCCUUCAUCUUCGAUUCAAAAAUUGAGAUUAAGCUCUGUUGGAUAUGCUGAUUUUAAAUGCAUCAUUAUAGUG